CUCUCGACUUUGGAUCACAGACAGUGAUAUCUUCUACUCGUUACUCUUCUACAAGGAGUAGCUAGACAAUUUCUGGUGGCGUUUGAUCAACGAGUGUUUUUAUAAAUUCAGUGGAAUGUCCAUGUUCUCGUGUUGCAUACGCCGGUCAAACCGGGGCGGAAGUGACGCUGGCCAGAUGCAGGAAUCUGCCUCGCUCGAAGCACCGGACAUCUCCUGGGAGAAUACCCUCGGGGCUCCGAAUGGUGUUCCCAUCGACGAGGAUACCAAGAAGAUCCUCAAACCAUGCCUGGACCUGCCACCACCUCCGCCAAUCUCCUUGAACGAGCUGAUCACUAAGAGUGAGAAUUUUCCAAUCACGAUUCCGGUCAACACCGUGCGUGCCCGAGCCCUGAAGGAACGGGGCAUCAGCCCUGACACACUCGAGGUCAACGCCAACUCGACGUAUCCGCUGAUCCACGAGGCCAUGAUUCCGUUGAUAGCCAACUGGCUCAAGUACAAACGAACCCACGGAAGCGUGUUGGAAAAGGCGUUGUAUGAAGAAAUGGGCUUAAUUCAGUUGAUCCAGCGUCUUCUGGAACAAAGAGCCGUUGUCUUCGUUGGUCCUCGCGACAAGUACCUGCUUAUGGAUAAAAACACCGGAUCUGAGGGCUGGGAAUACGUCGGUACGGAGGAGGAGAAAGAACCUUUGGUGCUGUCCAAGUGUCUCUCCUACGACGAAAUCAAAUUGUCUGCGAUGAUGAUGAUGUCGUCGCACACUGAAUUCAUUAAUGACGGGUCACGGGAUAACAAAGGCAUUGUUUCUAGUGACUCUGACUCGGUUCAGCCCCGAGGCGUAAUCAUCGGAGUUGUAGGAUCGAGGUUCCAGCGGGCAGGAGUUAUGGAGUAUCAAGAUAUCGUGGUGACACCGUUACAGAACAACAUGGAUAAUGGAUAUGGCCCAGCUACCGACGGGACGACAGAAGAGAGACGAGGUCUUCGGGUCACGUGGGCUAGAUUUUACGGUGAAGAAUACCUGCCACUUUACGAGGAAGCGGUUAAGCGGUUGAAAUCGAAAGAUAACAAGAGGUACGUCGUCGUCCCGAUAUCGCGACAGUAUAUUUUUGACGUUGAGAACUACAUGAAGAGGACGCUUCUCUCCGUGGAGAUGAUUUUACUGGAAGCAAACUCGAGGGCGGAGAAACAGAACACAACGGCCUUCUUGCACGUCGUUGGUUUCGGCCUUGGAGUAUGGAAAACACUUCAGGAUCAGGAAAUAUACUUUUUAAAAACAUUCGAGAUCGCAAUAGGCAAGAUGAAGAAGAAGCUCAAGUUCGUUUCUGAUAUAAUGUUCGCCUACUUCAGACAGCAGAAAUGCGGGGGUGCCGGAAACGGGGAUUAUUUAGGAGAUAUCAAGAUUCACUUCGCUCUGAGAGAACCACACAGCAGAUUAUUCCGAGCUACUGAUGCGAACAAACUUCUAGUGGUCACUUAUGCCUGGGAUGGAAACUCUUUGCCAGGUAAUGAAUUUUGGUUUGGGUCUUUGGCAACCAGUGGAGAUCCAGCCGCUGCUUGCAGCAGCCAAAUAGCAGAGCUUCACAAUGCCCGGGUAAAUACUCACGCCUCAGCAACAAGUCUCCACAUUGCAUCGCCGGAACACGGUAUCCUUCAUAUAGCUGACUACGCAAGACUCCAUCUUGCUUAGGACAGGAUCGGUGGCCCAUCAUUGGCCAUCAGUGAGCAAAAAGAGCCCAGAUCACCGCGUGCCCAGAGAAGCUACAGCGCGGAAAUCGAUUUUCUGCAAAAGACGCAGGCAGUGAGGCGUACCGAGGAUCGCCGG
Molecule: messenger RNA, 1816 nt
Organism: Diprion similis
Lineage: Eukaryota; Metazoa; Arthropoda; Insecta; Hymenoptera; Diprionidae
Exons: 9
Coding region: 116-1681 (521 amino acids)
Source: RefSeq, a predicted model, not a curated record